AUGCCAACCGAUGCGCCCGAACCAGCGCCAGCUGAAUUUCUCGAGUCAUACCAGCGUCGUGUCGCCUGGGGUCACCUCCGAGAUGGAGUUCAGGACGGGGAGCUCUGUACGCCUUGCCAGCUUGCGGUAGACGAGGGAGACUAUCGCCGUAUUGGUACAGCAGCCUGGCUGAACAAUGGUUUUGUCAACUGCGAGCACCUGGAUGAGCCAUUGAACUACUGCAGCUUAUGCAGACACAUCCUAAGAGCUCGAGAGCGAGCGAGCGAGAAAGGAAUAGUUGAUAACACGCCCGAUAACAUAGAACUGGACUGGAUGGGGGCGAAUAUUUUCUGUCAUGACAAAGGCACCGAUCUCGACGGAGACGAUACGGUCCUACGAGAUUUCAGGGUCAAGAAAUGUCAAAGCAGCAGAUCGAUACAGCGUGAUUUAGUCGAGAUCGAUAGGAUCCAAAGCUGGCUGAACGAAUGCGAAAGUCAGCACAUCGAAGAAGGUUGCAACAGGCAUCGAGACGAAGCGAAAAACGAGCGAAAUACCUUACUACUAAUUGAUGUUCAGAACGACUGUCUCGUGCAGGGGCACUUCAGCGACCGCUUUUUCGCCCUCAGCUAUGUCUGGGGUACUUCGCAGCAGUUCCUCACUCUCCAAAGCAACUAUCCAGGACUUUUGGAAAAGGGCAGCCUGUUGACGCAGCCAAUCACCCAGACUAUCCUAGACUCGAUGACUUUGUGCAUCAUUCAAGAUGAUGUGAUCAACAAAGCAACGGCGAUCACUCAGAUGUCUUCAAUCUACAGCUGCGCAGUCGCCACAAUUAUAUGCUUUAGUGGAAACUCUGCCGAUGCUGGCUUGUCAGGAAUAUCCCCCACCACCAGAAACAAAUCGGCUGUCUACAUUGCCCCAGGUCUCAGUGUGAUAAAGCGACCGAAUUUGAAGUUGGACUCGACUGAGACUGAGUACAUCUAUCACACCCGAGCCUGGACGUUCCAGGAACAACUAUUGUCCAACCGAAGCAUCAUCUUUCUCGAGGAGCAGGUCCAUUUCCAGUGCAAGAGAGAGCUUCUCUCUGAAGACAGCUAUGUUCAUAGCGCCGCAGAUAGAACCUAUCUCCAAACCACACUUGAAUCUGUACGCCUGACAAGCGAAAAUAAAAAGAAAAGGAACAAAUUGUACAGUCCCAUCGAAGAUUUCCAAUGGUAUGAAGAAUUUGUCCCUGAAUACACUGCCAGGAAAAUGGGGUAUCCGGCUGAUAUCAUUAACGCAUUCACUGGGGUCCAAACGCAACUGAGCAAGCUUUUCGGCUGGAGGUUCACAGCAGGGUUGCCAAUACAACUCUUUGAUCUUGCACUCUUAUGGACACCCAUCAACUCUGUAGUCCGCAGGGUCACUGAGCUUCCGCAUCCUAGUUGGAGCUGGUCGGGCUGGAUAGGAUGCGUGCAUUACAAAGACGUCCCGGCUUAUCUCAACUGGCCAGGUGGAUUACCGCUAGGAGAUAGUUUCCUCAGAAAAUCAUCCAACCUAGAGAUCGACACCAAAUCAUCUGCAGUAUUACAUUUUGAAGGCGAGGUCGUCACCUUGGACGCCUUCUCCCUGAAACAGAGCGAGAAACAACUCAUUAACACACGAGCAAAUCUCCCAGUGACACCGCACAUACACUUCGUAUACAACCAAUUUGGUCGCUGCGGUAUCUUCUAUGGUCUGCAGAGUAUCGACAACAUCACCGACCACGAGGGCAGCUUCCGGCUCUUGCGACUCAGUGAGUGGCAAACUAUGCUGCAAGAUGGCUCCUACCAUGGCCCAUGUUUAUCAUACUUGGUUGAAAACGGAUAUGAGCAUAAGGAAAAACUGUUUGAUGAGAUUUUUGAAGAUACAAGGUGGUCCACGCUAAAUGUUAUGUGCGUGCAACGGAGUAGAGGGACGUGGCAGAGAGUGGCUGUGGGACAUGUGCAUACGCAUGCUUGGAGGGAUGCAGGCCCUGUGCGGGAGAAGCUAGAGAUACGGUGA
Paraphaeosphaeria sporulosa is the source of this 1998-nucleotide messenger RNA. RefSeq lists its product as uncharacterized. NCBI's taxonomy places the organism in Eukaryota, Fungi, Ascomycota, Dothideomycetes, Pleosporales, Didymosphaeriaceae. The transcript has 2 exons. The record is from RefSeq and is a predicted model, not a curated record. The coding region runs from base 1 to 1998 and encodes 665 amino acids.